AUGAGCUGCAACGGCUGUCGCGUGUUACGAAAAGGCUGCAGCGAGAGCUGCGUGAUCCGCCACUGCCUCGCGGGGAUCGACGGCGCGGAGGCGCAGGGCCACGCGACGCUCUUCCUCGCCAAGUUCUACGGCCGCGCGGGCCUCAUGGGGUUCAUCUCGGGGGUGGACGAGAUCCAACGGCCCGCGCUCUUCCAGUCGCUGCUCUUCGAGGCGUGCGGCCGCACCAUCAAUCCCGUCUACGGCGCUUCGGGCCUGCUCUGGACGGGCCAGUGGCAUUUCUGCGAGGCCGCGGUCGACGCCGUGCUUCGCGGGGGGUCGAUAAAGCCGAUAUCUGACGUUUCCUCUCCGGCCGUCACUCUCACGACCGAUCCCCCUGCUCCUCAGGUCCCCACUCCCACUGUCCGGCCAAUCGUAGCCGCUUGUGCGCUCCCUACCCCCACUGUGAUGACGUCAGCGGGGCCUGUCAUGAUGGUCGGAAACUCCGCUGCACCUUCGUCGUUCCCGCCGUCCGUGUUUCCCACCGGCGCGCCGUUCUUUCCCGGCGGAAUGGGCGUCCUGAGGCCACGUGGCGGACUGCCCGCGACGGCCUCCACACUCCCCGCCUUACCAGGCGCUGCAGGCGGCGUUAGUGGGCCGCUCGUAGGCGGUCUCGCGGGGAGCUACCUCCCGCAGCAACUGAUUCAGCAGCAACAGCAGCAAUACGCGCAGCUUCAGCAGCAACAGCAGCAGCAGCAGCAGCAGCAGCAGAUGGCGCAUUUACAGAACAUGUAUGCCGCACCUGGCAUCUACCAACCCAGCGCCGCCGGCUCCGUGCCGGCCGCUGGCGCUACCGUUAUGUCUGCCGGCCAACCGAUGGUCGCGCCCGGUCAGAUGAUUUCCUAUUGGCCGGCUGCCAAUGGGUCUACUGCCCCCGCGUCCACCUUUCCCAGCGCGGCGCCAGGCGGAGUGAUGAUGAUAGCAACCCCACCACCGCCAGCUCAGAUUCCCGGGUUUUCCGUGACUGGCUUUCAGCCAAUGACGUUCGGACACGUGGCGGUCCCGCAAAGCCAGCAAGUGCAGAGUACUUCGGGACAGGUAGCAACUGGUGGUGCUCCAUCCGCUGCUGCUUACUUACCCCCAUCACAUCAUCAGCAGCAACUGAGUGCUGCACCGCAGCAGCUUCAAGCGCAACAGCAGCAGCAGCAGCAGCAGCAAACAGAGAGCGAAAAGCAGCGGCGUUUAAGGCCAUGCACGCCGCCUGCUGUUCCAGCAGCAAUGGAGACCCACAAAACCCCAGCCGCACCGGCAGCAGCAGCGGGCGGCGCGCGGGCAGCACCAGAACGCACGGAGAGCCCUGCCAGCUGUCUGUCCCCCAUGGUUAGUGGCGUCAGUGGGACCAAACCGAGUGGGCUGAGCGGGUCCAAGAGCAGCAGAGGCCCCGAGGAGAGCAGCGCACUGCUGCUGGCGCCAGUGGCGAGACGACCAAAACUCAUGCAUGCCCCAACCUCAGGCUCGCCGCAAUUCGUCUCGCCGAACCUGCAGCUCCGGCCAGAUCUGGGAGGCAGCAGCACCGCAGGAGUGAGAGCAGGGUCAGAAUCACUAGACUCGCAUGUAACAGUAGAGGUGCCAGAUUCCUACCCACCAGCCUUGUUUCCCACACCAGGUGUUGCAGCGAACUCGUGGCGGCCCCUUUGCAGAUCUGGAUUAGAGGAGGAGAUGCGUCAGCAGCAGGGCAACACUUAUCUGACUGAGCACGAAAGCGUGCAUGGCAAGCAGAGCUCUCCUGGUGAGCUGCUCCAGCUACUAUCGUAA
Closterium sp. Yama58-4 is the source of this 1791-nucleotide messenger RNA. The record is from the annotation of a GenBank genome assembly. Lineage: Eukaryota; Viridiplantae; Streptophyta; Zygnematophyceae; Desmidiales; Closteriaceae.